Molecule: messenger RNA, 1362 nt
Organism: Daphnia pulicaria
Lineage: Eukaryota; Metazoa; Arthropoda; Branchiopoda; Diplostraca; Daphniidae
Exons: 2
Coding region: 73-1047 (324 amino acids)
Source: RefSeq, a predicted model, not a curated record
UACGUCAAACUUGAUUGAUAUUGCCUCGCACCAACUGAAUACCUUGCUAAAGGGACCCUGUGGACCGAAGAAAUGUUGAACACUGUGAAGUCUAAACUGGUUAACCGUACUUGGAAAGCUGUGCCCAUCUGUGCCAGUCUACGCCCAUCUGAUAUUGGGAAUAAUCAGUUUGUAAAUCUUUCCAGUUCUGACAAAAGUUUCCCUUGUGAACACAUCACAGCCCCACCGAAGUUCUCUCCAAACCUCCCCCGUUCAUUCACAAACAAAAAGAUAUCCAAUGGACGUCAUGAUGUCAUCAUAUCGCAUGUUGCUCAAGGACCUUCAGAGUUCUAUCUGCAGCUGAAAAGUGAAGCGGGCGACAUUUUGGAGUUACGCGAAGGUCUGAGCGCGGAAAUCCCUCUACCCUACACAGGAGUUUAUGAACCAGGAACGGUUUGCACUGCUGUUUCUUCAGUUGACAAGCUUUUACAUCGUGGAUCUAUCUACAAGCCUAAAAUUGGAAAUCGGUGCGCGGUUUUUUUGCCUGACAUUGGGAUUCGCGAAUUCGUCGACACCUUACAAGUUUUUGACAUUCCAGACCAAUUGCUAGUGGCACACUCAUUUUCCUACCGUGCAUCGUUGUUUCGUUCAGAAGAACUGGUAGGACUAGAAGGCUUGUUUGAUCUGUUUUCCUCCCUAGUGAACUCGGUUACUCACCUCACGGCAGAAGUGGUAGAGGAGUGCGAAAUUUCCCAAAAAGUAAAUCUUUAUGACGGUGACGGACGCAGUUUAAUGGAAAUUCUCAAUGAAUUUUUUAUCGACAACCCAGCUCCCAUUCAAAAUGUUCCUGCCCCCGCUGUUCAGUUACCACGUCGAUUGCCACGAUUGGGGCCCCACGUUUUACGGAACAUCAAUGUGAGGCGCUCAACCAGGUCACUUUUCGACAUCCGUCCAAGAAUUACCCCCCAUAGAUUACGCCAGCUGCAAGAGCAGCGAAGACACCAACAAGAAAGGGAAAUCAAUAAUCGCAACGAAGAAGAGGAGCCCGGCGGGUUAUUCUAUUUUUAAAUCCAAUCGAUUGGAUUUUUGUCGAACUAUAGUCAUUUAUCGGUCCACCAUCCAGUAACUAAUUUUUAAACAAAUUUUUUCCCUCAAUGUUUUUGAACUUUCUGUUCCCUCCAUAUGUUUUCACAAAUUUUUGUUUUCUUGUUUUUGAACUUUUAGACUUUUGGUUAGUUUUCUGGUUUUCUAAAUAUUUAGACAGUAUGCAAGUUACGUGCUAAGUGACAGAACUGUAAACUAUCAAUUUAAAAUUCGCUGCCAUACCCAUAUUACCCAACUCAAAAUGUAAGCUCGAUGGAAAUGUGGGAAAAGUCUUGUUUA